UCCCUAUUGGGCCACCGUAUAGUAUACGUAACCUGUAUGUACGUCACGCUUCCGUUGAGCAGCAGCAGCGUAACAUGCUAGCUAGCAUAAACAAUGCUUGUUUGAGUGUAAUGUAACAUUUAUCUGACAUUUAUGUACUAAAUACCAUCGCUAAAUUAUAACCCUAAAGCCAGUAACGUCGAGCAUCAUGGAAACGGAAAACCGACCCAAAAAGAGAAACUACUCUGAGAAGUCUGGAUCAGAGGGCUCAGAAGAUGAUGACUAUGUGCCGUAUGUUCCUGUUAAGAUCAGAAAACAGCAGAUGCUCCAGAAGGUGAUGCAUUUCCGUGGGAAAGGGCUCACAGAGGAGGAACAGAAAGAUAGUGGUGGAGAGCAGAAAGAUGAGGAUGAGGGUCUGGGUCCCCGAUCCAAUGUCAGUCUGCUGGACCAGCACCAACACCUCAAGGAGAAAGCUGAAGCUCGAAAGGAGUCUGCUAAGGAGAAACAAUUGAAAGAGGAAGAAAAGAUUCUGGAGAGCGUGGCCGAAGGCAGAGCUCUAAUGUCUGUGAAGGAAAUGGCCAAAGGUAUCACAUAUGAAGACCCAAUAAAAACAAGCUGGAAAGCGCCACGUUACAUUCAUGGCAUGCCAGCAGCGCGGCAUGAACGUGUACGGAAGAAGUACCACAUUCUUGUUGAAGGUGAAGGCAUUCCACCACCCAUUAAGAGCUUCAGAGAGAUGAAGUUUCCUCAGGCCAUCCUUAAAGGACUGAAGAAAAAAGGAAUCAUUCACCCGACACCCAUUCAGAUUCAGGGAAUACCAACCACCAAUAUCAUUAUGUUUUGUCUGGAGCAGGAGAAACGGCUACCCUUCUGUAAGAGAGAGGGACCCUAUGGCCUCAUCAUCUGCCCUUCUAGAGAGCUGGCGAGACAGACACAUGGUAUCAUUGAAUACUACUGUAAACUCCUAGAGGAUGAAGGGGCUCUUCAGUUGCGCUGUGCCCUGUGUAUUGGGGGCAUGUCUGUCAAAGAACAGAUGGAGGUGGUAAAACAUGGGGUGCACAUGAUGGUGGCCACGGUGAGUCUGGAUAUCUGCCGCUAUCUGGCUCUGGACGAGGCUGACAGGAUGAUUGACAUGGGUUUUGAGGAGGACAUCAGGACCAUCUUCUCUUACUUUAAGGGUCAGAGACAAACACUGCUUUUCAGUGCCACUAUGCCCAAGAAGAUUCAGAACUUUGCCAAAAGUGCUUUAGUGAAACCUAUCACCAUUAAUGUGGGCAGAGCUGGAGCUGCAAGCUUGGACGUCAUCCAGGAAGUGGAAUAUGUCAAAGAAGAGGCCAAAAUGGUUUAUCUCCUGGAGUGUCUCCAGAAGACCCCACCGCCGGUAUUAAUAUUCGCUGAGAAGAAAGCAGAUGUAGAUGCCAUACAUGAGUAUCUUCUGCUGAAAGGUGUGGAGGCGGUGGCUAUUCACGGUGGAAAAGACCAGGAAGAGAGAACGAAAGCCAUUGAGGCAUUCAAAGAGGAAAAGAAAGAUGUUUUAGUGGCUACUGAUGUUGCUUCGAAGGGUCUGGAUUUUCCAGCUAUCCAGCAUGUUGUCAAUUAUGACAUGCCAGAGGAGAUUGAGAACUAUGUCCACAGAAUAGGCAGAACAGGUCGAUCCGGAAAGACUGGAGUAGCCACAACAUUUAUCAACAAAGGAUGUGAUGAGUCUGUACUAAUGGAUCUGAAAGCUCUGUUGGUUGAAGCCAAGCAGAAGGUUCCUCCUGUGCUGCAGGUUCUCCAAAUGGGAGACGAGAUGAUGCUGGAUAUUGGAGGAGAGAGAGGCUGUACAUUUUGUGGUGGUUUGGGCCACAGGAUCACAGACUGUCCCAAACUGGAGGCCAUGCAGACAAAACAGGUCACCAACAUUGGCCGCAAGGACUAUCUGGCCAGCAGCUCCAUGGAUUUUUAAUGCUGUCUGCUACUUUGUCAUCAAAUCUUUCCUUGAGAGAGGCUCCUGUAUCAUGUCCGAUGUCAUUUUGUGCAAAAUGCAUUAUUCUUGGAACUCCACUUUUUUUUUUAUAUCAGUGAAACUAUCUUUUUUGUUGCAAAAUACAGUCAAAAAGCUUUGCGUAAGAAAAAAAAUAUAUUAAAGUUAGGUUUUACUAGAGUUUUCAGUAGGUUUUGCUUCAUAAUGAUGUUGUCAUGUAAUAAUGUAACAGCUGAGUUAUUACAGUAUUUAUCUGAAACCCACUCAGGCAUGUUUUUGACAGUUAAAUUGUUUAUUUGCUACACAUCCAGUGUAAGUAAUGGUCACCUCAUGCACCCUCUUUACUUAAUGAAACCAAAUGCAAUAAAAUUCUUCUCUGAGACUGUAUCUCUGGUUAUG
Messenger RNA from Sinocyclocheilus anshuiensis, 2344 nucleotides. Its product is annotated as probable ATP-dependent RNA helicase DDX41. The coding region runs from base 188 to 1927 and encodes 579 amino acids. Lineage: Eukaryota; Metazoa; Chordata; Actinopteri; Cypriniformes; Cyprinidae. The record is from RefSeq and is a predicted model, not a curated record. The transcript has 17 exons. Gene Ontology annotation, molecular function: RNA helicase activity; ATP binding; zinc ion binding.